Messenger RNA from Protobothrops mucrosquamatus (brown spotted pit viper), 7633 nucleotides. RefSeq names its product pericentriolar material 1 (gene PCM1). Gene Ontology annotation, cellular component: centrosome; ciliary basal body; centriole. The transcript has 40 exons. The coding region runs from base 247 to 6552 and encodes 2101 amino acids. Lineage: Eukaryota; Metazoa; Chordata; Lepidosauria; Squamata; Viperidae. The record is from RefSeq and is a predicted model, not a curated record. Gene Ontology annotation, biological process: microtubule anchoring at centrosome; protein localization to centrosome; intraciliary transport involved in cilium assembly.
ACGUGGCGCAGGAUCAGCGGGCCGAAGAAGAGAAACUGGGACGCGCGGCGCGGAAGAGCAUCAUGGUUUCUGAGGCAGACGUUACUAAGUAACGUUGUGUAUCCGUCCGCCGAUUUUUUUUUCUUUCUAAAAAAGCCCAACAUGGCGUCCGGGACAGCCGUUGGAGGUGGUGUGUGAGAGGAUUCCUCAAGCGGGUCUCUCCGUGGAUCACGCUAUUUAUUUUUUCAAUAGCUGAUCAUCACCACAAUGGCUACAGGAGGGAGUCCUUUUGAAGAAGGAAUAGAUGACCGUGACUUAGCAAACUGGAGUCAUGAAAGCCUUGAUGAUCGAUUGAACAAUACGAGUUGGGGAAGUCAGCCAAAGAGGCCAAAUAGAUCUUCAGAAAAAAACCAAAAAAAAGUUUCUGCUGAAAGUGAAACAAGAUUUACCAAUGAUAUUUCUCCAGAAUCUACCCCAGGAGUUGGACGAAGGAAGUCAAAGACUCCUCAUACUUUCCCUCGUACUAGAUAUAUAACCCAAAUGUCUGUCCCAGAACAGACGGAACUGGAAAAGCUUAAACAAAGAAUAAAUUUCAGUGACUUAGACCAGAGAAGUAUCGGAAGUGAUUCUCAGGGCAGAGCAACAGCUGCUAACAACAAACGCCAGCUUAAUGAAAACAGAAAACCAUUCAACUUCCUAUCACUACAGAUUAAUACUAACAAGGGAAAAGAUCCUGCAGUGAGUUCUCAAAUGCAAGAAACUGGUGCAUCUUCAAAAUAUAAGGACUUAUUUACAGCUGCUUUGAAUAAAGAUUUGUUACAGAAUUGUCCAGUUUCAAUUGAAGAAGAUGGUAGAGGUGAACCUGCCGUGGAUAGUAGCCAGAUUGUGAGCAGAUUAGUUCAGAUUCGUGACUACAUUGCAAAAGCUAGUUCCAUGAAAGAAGACCUCGUUGAGAAAAAUGAGAGAUCUGCUAAUGUUGAACGCUUAUCACAUCUUAUAGAUCAUCUGAAAGAACAAGAGAAAUCUUAUCUGAAAUUUUUGCAGAAAAUGCUAGCUAGAGAAAAUGAGGAGGAUGGUCGGACUAUAGAUUCAGCUGUGGGAUCUGGUUCUGUAGCUGAGAGCACAUCACUAAACUUAGAUGUGCAGUCUGAAGUUUCAGAUACAACGGAGGUAUCUUUUAGUCUGAAAACUCGGCCCUGCAUUGAGGACAAACUAGGGAAUUCAGCUACUCAAGGACAGGUUUCAGACAUGGAUGUUACAGCAGCUCCAAAAGGGAAAAGUGACACAACUGCCAUGAAUGGCAGGGAAAUCUGGUCUAGUAGGAUUAAUAGCCAAGAACCUGGAUUGCUCUCAAAGGCUAGAGAUCCUCAGCAAGAGGCUACAGAAGAACUUGCAAACCUAAAGAAGCAACAUGACUUACUGAAAAGGAUGCUACAACAGCAGGAACAAUUAAAGGCUUUAAAAGGGAGGCAAGCUGCCUUGCUUGCUCUUCAUCAUAAAGCAGAACAAGCUAUUGCUGUCAUGGAUGAUUCUGUUGUAACAGAAACAACAGGUAGCAUUUCUGGAGUGAGUCUAACAUCUGAGCUGAAUGAAGAAUUAAAUGAUUUAAUUCAGCGUUUUCAUAACCAGCUUCAUGAUUCUCAGAUUCAACCUGUGCCUGAUAACAGAAGGCAAGCAGAGAGUCUCUCUCUUGCCAGAGAAGUUUCCCAGAGCAGGAAUUCUUCUAUGUCUGAGCAACUUUCUGAUAAAAAGGCGCAACUUUUCAGUAAGAUGGUAGCAUUGCAGGAUAAAAAGCAAAAGAUGGAUAAACUGUUGGGAGCACUGCAUACACUUCGUGACCAGCAUCUUAACAACUCAUCAUCAUUUCUGCCAGCUGCAGGAUCUCCUCAGAGGAGUAUUGAACAAAGGAGCACAGCUUCAAUUGCUUCUGCACCUGUAGAGCCUACAAUAGCUGUCAAUGAAGAACCAAACAGCUUAGCAUCUUCAGCUGCAUACCAUCUGGAUUCUGUGACUUCACAGAAUGACAGUGAAGAAGACAACAUAAAUCCAACAGAAAAGCUUCAGAAGCUAAAUGAAGUUCGCAAGAGAUUGAAUGAAUUGCGUGAACUAGUCCACUAUUAUGAACAAACUUCUGAUAUGAUGACAGAUGCUGUAAAUGAAAAUACUAAGGAAGAAGAAGAGACUGGAGAGUCAGACUGUGAAUCUGAACAUGAGAAUCCACAACCUGUUACAAAUAUUAGGAAUCCCCAAGGAAUCAGUAACUGGGGUGAAAUUAAUUAUAAUAGCAAUUUGCAGUGUGGAAGUAAUAACCGAAAUGGAAGACAUCUCAAUACAUCCUGUGAAAUAAAUAAUCAAUCUGUUAAUAUAAGGAUGCCAAAUAUGCCUUCAACUUUAGAUUGUCACUAUAAUAGGAAAGAAGAUGGUGUGAUUGUCCCGCAAGAUGAUGAUGAGGAUAUUGAUGCUGAAGCUGAUAGAAUCAGCAAAACUUCAUUAUCCAGUCGAAGAAGUAGCAUAGCUGAUGACGGUCCUAUAGAUGCUGAGUUUGAGCAAAAGAUUAACAGACUUAUAGCAGCAAAGCAAAAACUGAAACAGCUUCAAAAUCUUGUGGCUAUGGUUCAGGAUGAUGAGAUGGAGCCAGAGACUGCAGGACAAAGUAAUGUGGAACAGUUCUUUCUGUCCGAAGAAGAAAAAGGACAGCAACAACCAAACAACGUUCGAACCAGUGCAAACAAAUCACAGAAAAGUGUUGGACUGAAUGAAAAAACAAGGGAGAAAUUUUAUGAAGCUAAACUUCAGCAACAAAAGAGAGAACUUAAACAUCUCCAAGAAGAAAGAAAGAAACUUAUAAAUAUUCAAGAAAAAAUUCAGGUCCUGCAGAAGGCUUGUCCAGAUCUUCAACUGACAUCUAGCCUGGAUAAUUGUGCAGGGAAUACUUCCACGGCAGCUGCUAAUGAAAUCAGCACAGUAAGCAAGUCUCCAAUUCAACCAGAAGAAUUGGCAGUUGAUAGUGAGACCUGGUCUCAAGUGCGUAAACAUGAGAUUUUAAGAGAAGAAUUGCGACAAAGAAGAAAACAACUAGAAGCCUUAAUGGCUGAGCAUCAGAGAAGACAAAAUUUAGCAGAUGCUUCACCUGCUGCACCUGGAUCUGUUAAAAGUAAUGGAUCAGAGACUCAGUGUACUCCACAGCAAAGCAGAACAGAAAAGACAAUAGCAACAUGGGGAGGAUCUACACAGUGUGCACUUGAUGAAGAUGAAGGUGAUGAAGAAGUAUACCUUUCUGAUGGGCUGGCUCAAGCAGAAGAGGAAGAGGAAGAACAAGAAUGUAGUUCCAAUGAAAUGUCCAUGUGUCCCAAUGUAGAUCAGAUCUCAUGUUGUGCAAAAGAAGAUAAAGAGAGCUGGAAGAAUCCUCGUCCUCUUUCAGCAGAUGGAAACUACCGUCCUCUAGCUAAAGCAAGGCAGCAACAGAACAUCAGCAUGCGACGGCAAGAAAAUCAUCGCUGGAUGUCUGAACUUUCUUAUGUGGAGGAGAAAGAACAAUGGCAAGAGCAAAUUAACCAAUUAAAGAAGCAUCUUGAAUUCAGUGUCAAUGUUUGUCAGACUUUAAUGCAGGACCAACAGAUGCUCUCUUGUUUACUGCAGACCUUGCUUACCGGUCCUUAUAGCGUGAUGCCUGGUAAUGUUGCUUCACCACAAGUACACCUCAUAAUGCAUCAAUUAAAUCAGUGCUAUGCACAGCUGACCUGGCAACAAAAUAAUGUUCAAAGGUUGAAGCAAAUGUUAAAUAAUCUCAUGCAUCAGCAAGAAAAACAGCAGGCCAGAACACCCAAAGAGGAGAAAGACAACAGGGCACCACCAUAUCCAUCACCAACUGUGUUUUGCCCCUUUAGUUUCCCUUCCCAAGCAAUGAACUUGUUCAAUAUGCCUGGAUUUACAAAUUUCUCUUCUUUCCCACCAGGCAUUAAUCUUGGCCAGAUGUUCCCAUCUGGGGACUUUUCACAUAACUGUAAUGUUCAAAACAGUGAAUAUCAGCCAACUUUAAACCAUAACAGUACUGGAAAAGCUGACUAUAUGGCAUUUCCAAAGCCAUUUGAAAGUAAUUCUACCUCUGGAGCUGAGAACCAAAGAAGUCAGAGACAGCCUGAAGAAGAAAUGGAAAAUAGAUCAGCUUGGUUAAAAGAGUAUCAGGAAGGAGGAAAAGAGAAACAGCCGUUUCUCAGGACUGGAUUUGCAGUCCCCAUGCAAAAUGCAGCAUGUAGCAAUCAGAAAAAUCAACCUGACAUAAGCAGACGAAGGGAAUUUGAUGAAGAAUCUCUGGAAAGCUUUAGUAGCAUGCCUGACCCGGUGGAUCCAACUACUGUGACAAAAACAUUUAAACCUAGGAAAGCAUCUGCACAGGCCAGUCUGGCUUCAAAAGACAAAACACCAAAGUCCAAGAAUAAGAGGAGGAGUAGUUCCCAGUUUAAAAAACGACCUAGAGCUAAUGGUUUUGAAAGUGCCAGUGUUUCUAGUACAUGUGAGCCUUACAAAGGCAACAGUGGUCGACCUUCAACUCGGAAAGAAGAACUUGUUCAAGCAAAAGUGUUCAGUAAAAAGAAUCGGGAACAAUUAGAGAAAAUAAUUAAAUAUAGUAGAUCAUCAGAAAUGUCUUCAGAAACAGGCAGUGACCUUUCUAUGUUUGAAGCUUUACGAGACACCAUUUAUUCUGAAGUAGCUACUUUGAUAUCUCAAAAUGAAUCUCGCCCUCAUUUUCUAAUUGAACUUUUCCAUGAACUCCAGAUGCUAAAUACAGAUUAUUUGAGGCAAAGAGCACUGUAUGCUUUACAGGACAUAGUGACCAGACAUGCAUCUGAAGAUAAUACAAGAGGAGAAUGUCCAAAGCAAUUGAACUCAAAUGCCUGGAUAGGAUCAAAUUCAGAGCUUACUCCAAGUGAAAGCCUUGUGACCACUGAUGAUGAGACAUUUGCAAAAAAUUUUGACCAAGGUGCUUGCAGAGAAUCUGAACAAAACGAUAGAGACAACGGCAGUACUAGAUCUACGUCUUCAAAUUUUGAACCUUUUGCUACUGAUGAUCUUGGCAACACUGUGAUUCAUUUAGAUCAAGCAUUGGCUAGAAUGAGAGAAUAUGAACGGAUGAAAAUAGCUGCAGAGGGAAACCUUGAUUCCGAGGAUGGUUGCUGUAGUAAUCUCCAGACUGCUCCAUCUUCUAAAUUGGAAGGUUCAGAUGCAGUUGAAAGCCAUUCUGCACCACAGACUACUGAAGUAUCUUCUAUUCCUUGCCCCCGAAUAGAUACUCAGCAGCUGGAUCGACAAAUAAAAGCAAUUAUGAAAGAAGUUAUCCCCUUUCUGAAGGAGCACAUGGAUGAAAUAUGUACUUCCCAACUCUUGACUUCUGUAAAACGUAUGGUCUUAACCCUUACUCAACAAAAUGAUGAAAGCAAAGAAUUUGUCAAGAUAUUUCAUAAGCAACUUGGUAGCAUUUUGCAGGAUUCACUGGCAAAAUUUGCUGGUAAAAAAUUAAAGGAUUGUGGAGAAGACCUUCUUGUGGAGAUUUCUGAAGUCUUAUUCAAUGAAUUAGCCUUUUUUAAACUCAUGCAGGACUUGGAUAAUAACAGUCUGACAACAAAGCAAAAAUGUAAACCAAAAAUAGAAGUAAAAAAAUCACUUGAAGGAGGAGUAUGUUCAUCUACUGAAGAUAUUGAUGAAGACAAAGACAAAGAUGAAACUGAAACUAUUAAGCAAAUUCAUGAACCUGCAAUAUUCAGCAGAGAAAUUCCAAUCAGUACAAGAUCAGAUCCUUCUGAUCAGGAAGAAGAGAGUGAAAAUUGUCCAGUCUCCAUAAGCUUGUCUAAAGCAGAAACCCAGGCUUUCACUAAUUAUGGAAGUGGAGAAGAUGAAAAUGAAGAGGAAGAAAUAGAUGAAUUUGAAGAAGGACCUGUAGAUGUUCAAACCUCCCUCCAGGCAAAUAAUGAAACAACAGCUGAAAAUGAAGAAGAACAGAUUUCACAGUCCAUAUCAGAAAAUCUAAAUGUGCGUCAAAUUUUAUCUUCUGAACAAGACACUGCAAAUGCUAAAGAUGAUCAAAAUAUACCUGCUAUUGUACCUCAGUAUCUUAAUCUUACAGAAGAAAAGCAGUCCUUAGUUGUUAGAGUUGCUGAAGAUUUUAAUACCAGCAUUAUAUUAGCUACAGAAAAAACAAAUUCUCCAUUAGCAGAAAAUGAAAACCAAACGAUAGACGCAGUAUGUGGAGACUCAAAAUCAUCAUCGGGAACACCUGAAAGCUCUGUAGUUGGCAGUCCUGAUACAGAAUCUCCUGUAUUGGUUAAUGAAUAUGAAACUGGUUCCGGAAACGUAAGUCAGAAAUCUGAUGAAGAUGACUUUGUAAAAGUUGAAGACAUACCGCUUAAACUUGCAGUUUACUCAGAGGAUGAACUAAUGAAAAAAAUGAUGGCAGAGUCUCAGACAAAUAGUAUCACGGAAGAAAUUCUAGCUGAAGCAGAAAGGCAGGGUGAGGAAUUAGUAGGAGAUCCUCAAAUGUUGAAGGAACCUGAGAUUGUCGGAACUCAGAGUGCAUGAAAAUGACCCUUGGAACGUCUCUGUGGCCUAAUUCAUUGAUAAAUGCAAAUAGAAAUCACUACUACGUUUCAUGUGUUCUAAUCUGUAUAAAAUGUAAAGUAGUUUUUCACACACUGCCUUUUAGAAUAGACUUGCAAAUUUUUUCUCAUAAAAGUUCAAACAGCUAAACUUUCAGUCUGGCUGCAGUUCUUAUGUUUUUAUUAUUGUGAUUUUAGCAAUUUUACCCUGUAGUUUUAAAUAAAGUUUGACUUGUAUGUAGGUGUGUUUUGAACAACGCUAUAUGAAGCUAAGAUGAUCCAUGAGUAAUAAUAGAUUCAAGGAGAAAAGUGUUCAUUUCUAAAAACAGUUUAUUGGUAGCUUGUUUAAAAGUGUUCCUGAGUUCUCAUCACAUGAUAAUGGGCUUGAUCCAAAGGUGUUCUUUAAAGUUUUGCUUUUCUUGCAAUAUUAACAGCAUAUUGGGGUACCUUAAAACUGACAAAUUUAUUACAGUAUAAGCUUUCCUGUACUAUAAUUAUUUCAUCAGAAAGCAAUUUAGAGGCCAAAGAGAGAAUGAGGAUUAAUAAAAACUAUAGUAAAAAGAUCAGAUUGAAAUGAAACAAAAAUAAUUCUCUAAAUAAUGAUCAUAAUAAUAAUCUCUUAGCACAUAUAACAUGAUAAUAAAUCUUUGUCUUUAUAACAUAUAAUGUUAAAUCUCUAAUGAUUGCUCCCUGAACCAUUUCAUCAGUCAUCAUAAGUCUUUAGCUCAAAAGUGAUUACAUGGCUGAAGUGAUUAUCUGUGGACAAAGGUUUGGGACAGUAUCCCAAACCAAUGUAAGCUUUGUAUCUGUGUGUAAGAACUGACCAACUUACUUAUUAAACCCUUACACCAUCUCCACCAAACAGUUGUAUAUACAGUACUUUCUUCUUAGAAUAUUUUGAUUAAAGGGACUAGCCCAGAAAAUGUUAAGGAAAGUUAAAUAUAUUAAAUAUGUCAUUAUUUCAACAACUUCAGAAUUCUUCACCGAUUGUUUUUGUACCUUUAGAAACUGUUUCUUCUGAAUACAACUGUUCACCUUGUGAUAAAAUAUUAUGUGAAAACACA